Molecule: messenger RNA, 1497 nt
Organism: Cinclus cinclus
Lineage: Eukaryota; Metazoa; Chordata; Aves; Passeriformes; Cinclidae
Product: G-protein coupled receptor 183-like
Exons: 2
Coding region: 355-1497 (380 amino acids)
Biological process (GO): G protein-coupled receptor signaling pathway
Cellular component (GO): membrane
Molecular function (GO): oxysterol binding; G protein-coupled receptor activity
Source: RefSeq, a predicted model, not a curated record
UAAAGUUUUACACAUAUGAGAGGGUUGGUCAGCAAUUAGUCAAGUAAACCUCUGGGUAAAUUCCCUUCUGCCAAAGUCAGUAGUGCAUAACUUCAGGGGGGGGGAGGUGGAAGUGUUGUUUCUAAUUACUCUCUUUGAGUAGACUAAUUGCAAAAGGAAAAUAGAUGUAAAAAUAGAUGCUUUCACAUCCCAUAAAACAGUAGGCAGCAAAUCAAGACCGGCAUACAAUCAGGGUUGCCUUUUUUUUUUUUUUAAGCACUUGAAAAACCCUACCCCCCUCCCACAAAAGACUCACGUAACCACUCUUGAGAACAAUGUGCAAGAAUAAACCUCCACAGUCAAGCCGUCCUGUUAAUGCCCUUAACUUCUCAGAGGAGCCAAGAAGCUACAGAGAUGUCUACUGAGCUUCCUGCAAUAACAGUUGCAGAAAUGGACUCUUUCACAGCCUCUGAGACCAACACAUCCAUCUGUGACUUAUACGAGCACAAAGACACAGCACGGAUAUUACUGUCUGUCUUCUACGGCUCCAUCUUGAUUCUUGGGGUGCUUGGAAACACCAUCGCCCUCACCGUCAUUUUUAAAAACAGAAAGAAGAUCAACUCCACUACCCUCUAUUCAACAAAUCUUGUCUUCUCCGAUCUGCUGUUCUGCAUUGCCUUGCCAACCAGGAUAGCCUACUAUGCCCUGGGAUUUCACUGGCCAUUUGGAGAAGCGCUGUGCCGAAUCACCGCGCUCUUGUUCUACAUCAACACCUACGCAGGUGUAAACUUCAUGACGUGCCUGAGCAUUGACAGGUUCUUCGCUGUCGUCCACCCCUUCCGAUACAAGAUCAGAAGGAUUAAAUAUGCCAAGGGCAUUUGUGUCUUUGUCUGGUUUCUUGUAUUUAGUCAAACUUUCCCAUUACUUAUACAAUCCAUGUCACACAAAGAAAAUGAAAGGACUACAUGUAUGGAAUACCCAAACUUUGAGAAAAUAGAACAUCUACCAUUCAUACUUCUUGCUGCCUGUUUAAUAGGGUACCUUAUUCCCCUGGGGAUUAUUCUAUUUUGCUACUCUCAAAUCAGCUGCAAACUUUUUCAAACAGCCAAGGAAAAUCCACUGACUGAAAAAUCAGGGAUAAACAAAAAAGCCAUCAAUACAAUCAUAUUUGUAAUUAUAGUGUUCAUCAUCUGCUUUACGCCUUAUCAUGUUGCAAUCAUACAACACAUGAUUAAGAAACUUCAGCAAGAACCCUUGUGCACUGAAAAGAAAAUCUUCCAGAAGUCACUCCAUUAUACUGUAUUUCUGAUGAAUUUUAACUGCUGCCUAGAUCCUUUCAUCUAUUUCUUUGCAUGCAAAGGAUACAAGAGAACUGUACUGAAAAUACUGAGGCGACAAGUGAGUGUAUCAAUUUCAAGUGCUGCCAGGUCACAUCAUGAAGAAAGCUCACGUGAUGCAGGAGAAACGCAAAUGACGGUACUUGCUAAAUCUUCCAAUGGAAAGCUACCUGAAAAAUAA